AUGGACAGUGCUGGUUGUGGAAAGGGUUAUAAUGAGAUAGCUCAAUACUUCAACUACAAGUUGAAGGAGGCCAUUGUUCAACUCAGGAAGGACCUUCCACUUGCUGCGAUCACAUAUGUAGAUAUCUACUCAGCCAAGUACUCUCUCUUUCUUGAACGCGAAAAAUACGGAUUUGAGCUUCCUCUUGUAACUUGUUGUGGCCUUGGGGGCGAGUAUAACUAUGACGAUGGCGACUGUGGAACAACCGGUCAAUGGCAGCCAAAUAUUCGUUGGUGCAUGUAA
This is a messenger RNA of Ilex paraguariensis (yerba mate), 282 nucleotides long. The record is from the annotation of a GenBank genome assembly. NCBI's taxonomy places the organism in Eukaryota, Viridiplantae, Streptophyta, Magnoliopsida, Aquifoliales, Aquifoliaceae.